CUAGAUUAUUAAUUUUUGCCUGGGCUGUAAAAUGGGCCCUUCUCCGCGCGUCGCCGUUUACGCGCGCUCUCCCCCGGACACCGCCUAGCCUAGGGCGCGGAACAGGGGUCCGCGCUUGGAGCGCGCGGGGGCUCCUCGAAGCCACCCCCCCUCGUGGCUUCUCCCCUCCCUCCUUGGCCUGCUUCCCUUCCCUUCCCUGCAGCUCUGCGGCUCCGUAGCGAUGGUAGAGGCAGCCGAGGGGGAGGGAUGCAGCUCGGGAGACAGAGUGACUUCACCGCCGCGGCAGGAGAGCGCCGCUCCCCGCUAGCCGACGGAGAGGACCCCGCGCCGCCAAUAUUGGGAGCAACCACUUCCACCCGGGCCCCACCAUGUCCACCAAAGCGGAGCAGUUUGCUUCCAAGAUCCGGUACUUGCAAGAAUACCAUAACCGUGUUCUUCACAACAUUUACCCCGUCCCCUCUGGAACUGACAUUGCAAACACUCUGAAAUACUUUUCUCAGACAUUGCUAAGCAUUUUGUCCCGCACAGGGAAGAAGGAGAACCAAGAUGCCUCCAAUUUGACAGUGCCCAUGACCAUGUGUCUUUUUCCUGUGCCAUUCCCACUCACCCCAUCUCUAAGACCACAGGUCAGUUCCAUCAACCCUACUGUUACUCGCUCCCUCCUUUACAGCGUCCUGCGAGAUGCUCCCACUGAACGCGGCCAGCAAAGUCGUGAUGCUCAGUUAUCAGACUACCCUUCAUUGGACUAUCAAGGACUAUACGUGACAUUGGUGACUCUGCUGGAUCUAGUUCCUUUGCUACAACAUGGCCAGCAUGAUCUCGGACAGUCCAUUUUUUACACAACCACGUGCUUGCUCCCGUUUCUCAACGACGACAUCUUGAGCACUUUACCGUAUACCAUGAUCUCCACAUUAGCCACGUUCCCGCCCUUUCUGCACAAAGACAUCGUCGAGUAUCUCAGCACCUCGUUCUUGCCCAUGGCUAUAUUGGGCUCCUCAAGAAGAGAAGGAGUACCUGCUCAUGUUAAUCUUUCUGCAUCUUCAAUGCUAAUGAUCGCAAUGCAGUAUACAUCCAACCCUGUGUACCAUUGUCAGUUACUGGAAUGCCUUAUGAAGUACAAACAAGAAGUUUGGAAAGACUUGCUCUACGUAAUAGCGUAUGGUCCUUCUCAAGUAAAACCACCGGCCGUACAAAUGCUUUUCCACUACUGGCCCAACUUAAAACCACCCGGGGCAAUAAGCGAAUACCGAGGACUGCAGUAUACAGCAUGGAACCCCAUACACUGUCAGCACAUUGAAUGCCAUAAUGCCAUUAACAAGCCAGCAGUGAAGAUGUGCAUAGAUCCUUCCUUGUCUGUGGCUUUGGGUGAUAAACCACCCCCUCUCUACCUUUGUGAAGAAUGCAGCCAGAGGAUUGCAGGGGAUCACAGUGAAUGGUUGAUUGAUGUUCUUUUACCACAAGCCGAAAUUUCUGCUAUAUGUCAAAAGAAGAACUGUAGCUCGCAUGUUAGGAGGGCUGUUGUCACGUGUUUCUCUGCCGGCUGCUGCGGUCGCCAUGGGAACAGGCCGGUGCGCUACUGCAAACGAUGCCACUCCAACCACCACAGCAGUGAAGUUGGGGCAACGGCUGAGACACAUCUCUACCAGACAUCGCCUCCUCCUAUCAACACUCGGGAGUGUGGGGCUGAGGAGCUUGUUUGUACUGUGGAAGCUGUUAUCAGCUUGCUGAAGGAGGCUGAACUCCACGCAGAGCAACGGGAGUAUGAGCUGAAUCGCAGGAGACAGCUGGGCUUAUCCUCUUCACAUCAUUCUUUGGACAACACAGACUUUGAUAACAAAGAUGAUGACAAGAACGACCAGCGCCUUCUGAGCCAGUUUGGAAUUUGGUUUUUGGUAAGCCUUUGCACCCCGAGCGAGAACACCCCCACAGAGAGCUUGGCUCGGCUUGUGAGCAUGGUCUUCCAGUGGUUCCAUUCCACAGCCUACAUGAUGGAUGAUGAAGUUGGCAGCCUGGUGGAGAAACUCAAGCCCCAGUUUGUCACCAAAUGGCUGAAGACAGUGUGCGAUGUCCGGUUUGAUGUCAUGGUGAUGUGCCUCCUUCCUAAACCGAUGGAAUUUGCACGGGUGGGUGGAUACUGGGACAAGUCCUGCAGCACGGUGACGCAGUUGAAGGAAGGUCUGAACCGGAUCCUGUGCUUAAUUCCGUACAAUGUAAUCAACCAACCUGUGUGGGAUUGCAUUAUGCCAGAAUGGCUGGAAGCCAUCAGGACUGAGGUGCCAGACAAUCAGCUGAAGGAGUUCAGGGAAGUAUUAAGCAAAAUGUUUGAUAUUGAGCUGUGCCCGCUCCCUUUUUCCAUGGAGGAGAUGUUUGGCUUCAUAAGCUGUCGGUUUACAGGAUAUCCUUCUUCUGUACAAGAGCAGGCUUUACUCUGGCUUCAUGUGUUGUCUGAAUUAGACAUUGUGGUCCCUCUUCAGCUACUGAUCAGUAUGUUUUCUGAUGGGGUUAAUUCUGUAAAAGAGCUGGCAAAUCAGAGGAAAUCAAGAGUAACGGAACUAACUGGGAACCUUGCAGCUCGAAGGGUGAGCAUUGCCUCUGAUCCGGGGCACAGAGUUCAGCAUAAUACACUGAGCCCGUUCCCAAGUCCAUUUCAGAGUCCUUUUCGCAGCCCCAUGCGAAGCCCCUUCCGUAGUCCUUUCAAGAACUUUGGGCACCCAGGAGGAGGAGGAGGAGGAGGGAGGGCUAUUGACUUUGACUGCGACGAUGAAGAAAUGAAUCUGAAUUGUUUCAUCCUGAUGUUCGAUCUCAUCUUAAAGCAGAUGGAAUUGCAAGAUGACGGCAUUACCCUGGGUUUAGAGAACAGCAUAUCCAAAGACAUAAUUUCUAUCAUCAACAAUGUGUUCCAAGCCCCCUGGGGUGGCUCUCAUACCUGUCAAAAAGACGAGAAGGCCAUUGAAUGCAACCUGUGUCAGUCCAGUAUCUUGUGCUAUCAGCUAGCUUGUGAGUUGCUGGAGAGACUAGCCCCCAAAGAAGAAAUCCGGCUAGUGGAACCUACAGAUAAUCUGGAGGACAGUCUUCUAGAUUCUAGACCUGAGUUCAUUAUAGGAAUUGAAGGGGAGGGAGAGAACAAAUCAGCAUCAAAGCAUGGAGAAAACCCAGGAAAUCACACAGAGACAACGGAAAACACAGCAGCCAUCAAAAAUGACACUGAGAGGAAAUUCUGUUACCAGCAGCUUCCAGUGACACUGAAACUUAUCUAUACAAUAUUGCAGGAAAUGGCACGGUUUGAAGAGCCUGAUAUUCUAUUUAACAUGCUCAACUGCUUGAAGAUUCUCUGCCUUCACGGAGAGUGUUUAUACAUUGCAAGGAAGGACUACCCACAGUUCCUAGCCUACGUUCAGGAUCAUAUGCUGAUUGCCAGCUUAUGGAGAGUUGUCAAAUCGGAAUUCUCCCAGCUUUCUUCACUGGCGGUGCCCCUCCUUCUUCAUGCUCUGUCUCUCCCACAUGGAGCUGAUAUUUUCUGGACCAUCAUCAAUAGCAACUUCAACAGCAAAGACUGGAAGAUAAGGUUUGAAGCAGUGGAGAAAGUAGCUGUGUUGUGUCGGUUCCUGGAUAUUCACUCCGUGACCAAAAACCACUUGCUGAAGUAUUCCUUAGCACAUGCCUUUUGCUGCUUCUUGACUGCUGUUGAGGAUGUCAACCCAGCUGUGGCCACCAGAGCAGGCCUGUUGCUAGAUACCAUCAAGAGGCCAGCUCUACAGGGCCUUUGCCUUUGCCUUGAUUUCCAGUUUGAUACUGUCGUCAAGGACAGGCCCACCAUCCUCAGCAAGCUUUUGCUGCUUCAUUUCCUCAAGCAAGACAUUCCGGCGUUGAGCUGGGAAUUCUUUGUGAAUAGGUUUGAAACCCUCUCUCUCGAGGCACAGCUCCACCUGGAUUGCAACAAGGAAUUCCCAUUCCCAACGACGAUUACGGCUGUCCGGACGAAUGUUGCCAACUUAAGCGAUACAGCAAUGUGGAAAAUCAAGAGAGCUCGGUUUGCCCGGAAUCGACAGAAGAGCGUGCGCUCUUUGAGAGACAGCGUGAAGGGCCCGGUGGAAUCCAAGAGGGCACUUUCUCUCCCAGAAACCCUUACAAGCAAAAUCCCAAAUAGGCUGAUGAGGCAUGAGCAAUCUGCUCCAGCACUUGGUGGGACACCAGAACAAACUCAAGGGCAGCCUUCUCCAGAGAAUGACAACACCAUAAAGGACCUGCUCCCAGAGGACGCUGGCAUUGACCAUCAGACUGUCCACCAGCUCAUCACAGUGUUGAUGAAGUUCAUGGCCAAAGACGAGAGCAGUGCAGAGUCGGAUAUCAGCAGCGCUAAAGCCUUCAAUACGGUCAAGCGCCACCUGUAUGUCUUAAUGGGCUAUGAUCAGCAGGAAGGAUGCUUCAUGAUCGCUCCUCAAAAAAUGCGCAUUUCAACAUGCUUCAAUGCUUUUAUUGCGGGGAUCGCUCAAGUGAUGGACUAUAAUAUUAACCUGGGGAAACACCUCCUCCCUUUAGUGGCUCAGGUGCUGAAGUACUGCUCAUGCCCUCAGCUCAGGCAUUACUUCCAGCAGCCGCCCCGCUGCUCCCUCUGGUCCCUGAAGCCCCACAUUCGGCAGAUGUGGCUGAAGGCGCUGCUUGUCAUCCUCUAUAAGUAUCCUUACAGAGAUUGUGACAUCAGCAAAAUCAUGUUGCAUCUCAUUCAUAUAACCGUCAACACUCUAAAUGCACAGUACCACAGCUGCAAGCCUCACGCCUCAGCAGGCCCUAUGUACAGCGACAACAGCAACAUAAGCCGCUACAGCGAAAAGGAAAAAGCGGAGGAAGACAGCGUCUUUGAUGAGUCUGACAUUCAUGAUACACCCACUGGAAACGGCAAUAAAGAGUCUCAAACUUUCUUUGCGAGGCUGAAAAGAAUUGGGGGCAGCAAAAUGGUGAAAUACCAGCCAGUUGAGAUGAAUGCUCAGAGAAGUGAAAUAGAACUUGCUGAAUAUAGAGAAACAGGAGUAUUGCAAGACAACAUUCUGCGCUGUGUGAGAGAAGAAAGCAUUCAGAAGAAGAAACUACGCUCACUAAAACAAAAAUCGCUUGACAUAGGAAAUGCCGACUCCCUCUUGUUUACAUUGGAUGAACACCGCCGGAAGUCGUGCAUAGACCACUGCGACUUAGAGAAGCCUCCCGCCACUUCCGCAGCACUGAGGCAGAAUGAGUACGGGCGGCCGCGGCAAAAUUCCUCCACCAAGACGGAAGAUGGAGACGGAGGGGAGAAGGAGAACCCGCCUGCCAUCCCAGAAAGAACCCUAGCAAGGCGGAGGCCUAUCAUACCAGAAGUCAGGUUAAACUGCAUGGAGCCAUACGAAGUGAAAGUGGAUUCCCCAGCCAAAUGCUCUCCUCCAAAGGAGGACUUGGACCUUAUAGACCUCUCCUCUGAUUCAACUUCAGGACCUGAAAAGCAGUCGGUGGUCUCCAAUUCAGACAGCGACUCAUUGGUCUUUGAACCGCUCCCUCCUCUCAGGAUAGUGGAAAGUGACGAGGAAGAUGCUGACCUCCCAAGCCAGCGGAAUGACAGCAUCUCCGGCAAGAUGGCUCCCUCAUCUCCAUCAAGUCCCACUGGCCUCUCUGUGCUCAGCCUCAGCACGACCCCUCUUGUGCAGUUCAGCAUUGAAGAUUGCUCCAAAGAUGUGCUCCCUUCUGCAUCAAGCCAUAUCGUUUCAUUCGCAGAAGAGGAAGCCACCUCCAUUCCUCUGGAAGGUCAGAAAGAUGUUGAUCAGCUGGCUAAGCCAGAAGAAGUCCACGAGGCACCCCCCGGCAGCCCCCUCACGCUGAAGCAGAAACGAGAUAUGCUGCAGAAGUCCUUUGCUCUUCCAGAGAUGUCCAUUGAUGAUAACUUUGAUUUAUGCAUAGAGGAGAUUAAGCCGAUCGGGCCCUUUCCCAGUUCAAGUGGGAAAAGCGUCUUCAUCAAGGCUCCCGAGGACUCUGAGGUCCAAACGGAAAGCGAUAAGCCGGACGCCGGUGCAGAAUCUGAUACGGAGCAAAGCACAGAACAGAAGCAGGAGGAGGAAGCCGAAGAGUCGGAAUUUAAGAUCCAGAUUGUUCCAAGGCAGAGGAAGCAGAGGAAGAUUGCAGUGAGCGCCAUUCAGAGAGAGUACCUUGAUAUUUCCUUCAACAUCUUAGACAAGCUGGGGGAGCAGAAAGAGUCAGAUGCUUCAGCUAAAGUCCUUUCAACCCUCGAAAUGCCAAGGGAAUCAUCAUCUGCGCCGACACUUGAAGCAGGUGUACCAGAGAUGAGUAGCCAUUCUUCCAUGUCAACCCAGUUCCGACAAAUGAAGAGGGGUUCUCUGGGAGCUCUCACUAUGAACCAGCUAAUGAAGAGGCAGCUGGAACACCAGUCUAGUGCCCCUCAUAAUAUCAGCACAUGGGACACUGAACAGAUACAGCAUGGGAAGAGGCCGUGCAAUGUCUCAGUUUGCCUAAACCCUGACCUGGAGGGACCACCACUAAGAAUAAGAGGUGCCACAAAAUCUAGCUUGCUGUCAGCACCCAGUAUAGUCAGUAUGUUUGUACCAGCACCCGAAGAUUUUAUUGAUGACCAACCGACCAUGAUGACUGACAAGUGCCAUGAUUGUGGAGCCAUCUUGGAAGAGUAUGAUGAAGAAACAUUAGGUCUGGCCAUUGUGGUUCUUUCCACAUUUAUUCACCUCAGCCCAGAUCUGGCUGCUCCUUUGUUGCUGGAUAUCAUGCAGUCUGUAGGAAGGUUGGCUUCAAGCACCAAUUUUUCUAAUCAAGCAGAAAGCAUGAUGAUCCCAGGGAAUGCUGCAGGCGUGGCCAAGCAAUUUCUCCGCUGUAUUUUCCACCAACUGGCUCCCAAUGGCAUACUUCCCCAGCUGUUCCAGAGCAACAUCAAAGAUGGAAGUUUUCUACGGACCUUGGCUACAUCUCUCAUGGAUUUCAGUGAACUGAGUUCCAUAGCUGCUUUGAGCCAGCUCCUGGAGGGCCUAAACACCAAGAAGAAUUUACCAGCAGGGGGCGGGAUGCUACGCUGCUUGGAGAACAUUGCUACGUUCAUGGAAGCUUUGCCGAUGGAUUCCCCCAGCAACCUCUGGACCACGAUCAGUAACCAGUUCCAGACGUUCUUUACGAAACUGCCCUGCGUUUUGCCACUUAAGUGUUCUUUAGAUUCUAGUCUCAGAAUAAUGAUCUGCUUGCUGAAGAUACCCACCAGCAGUGCUGCCAGAAGCCUGCUGGAGCCAUUUUCCAAAUUGCUGAGUUUUGUCAUUCAGAAUGCUGUCUUCACCCUAGCGUAUUUGGUAGAGCUGUGCGGUUUGUGUCACAGAGCUUUCACAAAGGAAAGGGAUAAGUUCUACUUAUCCCGCAGUGUCAUCUUAGAGUUGCUGCAAGCUCUGAAGUUAAAAUCUCCCUUGCCAGAUACAAACCUUCUGCUUUUGGUCCAGUUUGUUUGUGCAGAUGCUGGAACAAAACUAGCUGAAUCAUUGAUCUUACACAAGCAAAUGAUCGCUUCCAUCCCUGGAUGUGGAACAGCAGCCAUGGAAUGCAUGAGACAGUACAUUGGUGAAGUUUUGGAUUUUAUUGCCGAUAUGCAUACGUUAACUAAAUUAAAGAGUCACAUGAAGACGUGUUCCCAGCCAUUGCAUGAGGACACUUUUGGUGGGCAUCUGAAGGUCGGUUUAGCCCAGAUUGCUGCGAUGGAGAUCUCACGUGGCAAUCACAGGGACAACAAGGCUGUAGUCCGUUACCUCCCUUGGCUAUACCAUCCUCCAUCUGCAAUGCAACAGGGGCCCAAAGAAUUCAUUGAAUGCGUAUCUCAUAUUCGUUUGCUCUCAUGGCUCCUGCUGGGGUCGCUGACGCAUAAUGUCAUCUGUCCAAAUUCCCCUUCGACAUGUAUGCCCAUUCCACUGGAUGCUGGCUCUCAUGUCGCUGACCACCUCAUUGUGAUCCUGAUUGGGUUUCCAGAGCAGUCCAAGACGUCCGUCCUGCACAUGUGCUCCCUCUUCCACGCCUUUAUAUUUGCUCAGCUGUGGACGGUGUAUUGCGAACAAGCGGCGGUUGCGCCCACGGUGCAGAACCAGAACGAAUUCAGCUUCACCGCUAUCCUGACCGCCCUGGAGUUCUGGAGCCGAGUCACCCCCAGCAUCCUCCAGCUGAUGGCACAUAACAAGGUGAUGGUAGAGAUGGUAUGUCUCCAUGUGAUCAGCUUGAUGGAGGCUUUGCAGGAAUGCAAUUCCACUAUUUUCGUCAAGCUGAUCCCGAUGUGGCUGCCAAUGAUUCAGUCCAAUCUAAAGCAUUUAUCUGCUGGGCUACAGCUCCGCCUGCAAGCGAUCCAGAGCAACGUGAACCAUCAUAGCCUUAGGAUGCUGCAGGGAUCGGGCCAGAUGAACACCAACUUCACCGUCCUCCGCAAGUGGCUGCAGUGCACCCAGUUUAAGAUGGCCCAAGUGGAAAUCCAGUCAUCUGAAGCAGCCUCUCAGUUUUAUCCGUUAUGAACCGGGCAGAACCUUCCAGAACCUUCUGCUUAGACUAGCAAUAAUAGGGCUAAAAGCUAUAAGACUAAAGGCCAUCCUUAAAAACAGUACUGUAGCUACACUCUUUUUUCUUCGUCUGGUAGGUGUAUACCAGGGGUCUGCAACCCGCGGCUCCGGAGCCGCAUGUGGCUCUUUUACACCUUUGCCGCGGCUCCGGGGCAGAUACUAGCGAGGGG
Molecule: messenger RNA, 8737 nt
Organism: Podarcis muralis (Common wall lizard)
Lineage: Eukaryota; Metazoa; Chordata; Lepidosauria; Squamata; Lacertidae
Source: RefSeq, a predicted model, not a curated record